AUGGAGAAUGUGAAUGCAGGAUACAUCAAGCGUUCCAAUGGAGAGAGAUGUGACCAUCGUGGAUCCUCUGCGGAGCCUCAACAACAUCAUGAAGCUGAUGAGGCAGAGAAGAGUCUCUCCACAUCAGGACACCUCAAGAAACACCAUCAGAGAUCCACAGGAAAGAAACCUCACUGCUGCUCUGACUGUGGGAAACGUUUCAAAUCUUCAUCAGAAUUGAAAAAACACCAGCGAUUACACACAGGAGAGAAGCCUUAUAGCUGUAAUCAAUGUGGGAAGAGUUUUACUCAGUCAAGCCACCUUGUAUCACACAAGAGAACACACACAGGAGAGAAGCCUUAUAGCUGUGAUCAGUGUGGCAAGAGUUUUACUCAGUCAAGUAGCCUGGUAUCACACCAGAGAACACACACAGGAGAGCAGCCAUAUAGCUGUGAUCAGUGUGGCAAGGGUUUUACUCUGUCAACCAACCUGGUAUCGCACCAGAGAACACACACAGGACAUCAGCCAUAUAGCUGUGAUGUAUGUGCGGAUAGUUUUACUACAUCAAGCCAGCUGGUAGUACACCAGCGAGUACACACAGGAGAGAAACCAUAUAGCUGUAAUCAGUGUGGGAAGAGUUUUACUCAGUCAAACAGCCUGAAAUCACACCAGAGAACACACACAGGAGAGAAGCCUUAUAGCUGUGAUCAAUGUGACAAGAGAUACUCUCAUUCAAGUGGUCUGAUUAAACAUCAGAAAAUGCAUGCAGGAGAUCCACGGAGUGUGGAAUGAUCUCCAACACCAGACCUCGGUAGUAGAACAUGUUGGAGAUUAUCCAGUCAUCUGAUGAUUCUCAGUACCUAUACUGUUCUCUUUGAAGUAGAAAGAAUAAUCAAUAUAAGUUUAAAUAUUAGACAUGUGUAAGCAGAAUGAAGGCUGAAGCCCAUGUGAGUGUAGAAAGCUGGAUCAACUUAGAAUUGACCAUUGGACAUGUAAAAAACAGAACAUAAACAUAAUCUGUGUAGAUGAGGCAAGGUAAACCAACAAGACGUGUCUGGUCUGGUCUGGGCCAUGUCUGAUCUUGUGAAGGCUACUGGACACACACAUGGGUUAAUCAUACAUAGACAACAUCGGCCUGAACUUGUGAAGACCUUUGGACAGGAACAUUAGCUAAUCAGUGAUAGGCAACAGUAGGAGUAUGCAUGUCACGCCACCAAUAGAAUCUAUGCCCCAAUGUCUGAGCCAAUAAGAGAAUGGAAACUAAGUAAGACAACAAGAUUCAUAAAGUGGAGUGACGUUAUGUAAGGGUAAGACUGUAUAAAAACCAAGCACUAAGAAUGAAGAGUCAUUUGUUCCAUGGAAUUGCUCGGCUUCUGUUGCUUUUGUAAUAAAGUCUAAUUGAAUUUACAA
Messenger RNA from Salvelinus namaycush (lake trout), 1389 nucleotides. Its product is annotated as zinc finger protein 239-like. NCBI's taxonomy places the organism in Eukaryota, Metazoa, Chordata, Actinopteri, Salmoniformes, Salmonidae. Bases 1 to 771 code for a protein of 256 amino acids. Gene Ontology annotation, biological process: regulation of transcription by RNA polymerase II. Gene Ontology annotation, molecular function: RNA polymerase II cis-regulatory region sequence-specific DNA binding; DNA-binding transcription factor activity, RNA polymerase II-specific. The transcript is spliced from 2 exons. The record is from RefSeq and is a predicted model, not a curated record.